GCUACUCGUUUCAAGAUGAUCUCAUUUUCUCAUUACUUUUGUUGUCACUGAAGAGUGGUUUUGCUUCAUCGAUUCCGAAACCAAGCCCGACAGCAUCCGGUUCGUUACAGUGCCCAAUGUAAUACCCUCUGAGCUUGUACGUGGCAAGAAUUUUCCUGGCUUCUUCGAAUCUGUUUUCACAAAAAUGGAAGCUCCUUUUGAGAAGCUAUUGGAUGAGGUUGAGUUUGAGACCCCGGGGACUGCUAUUAUAGCUGAUUCUUACAUGCCUUGGGCUGUUGACGUUGGAAACCGCAGGAACAUUCCUGUAGCUUCGCUUUGGCCAAUGUCUGCAUCUGAAUUGUCAGUUUACCAUCAUAUUGACCUCCUCGUUAAAAAUGGGCAUUUCCCAGUUGAACUUCCAGCCUCCAGGCUUCACUCCCAUGGGAUAUACAAAAUACAGAUGCAUAUAAUUACAAAUUUCUUUGAUUGUAUCACAUAAGCUUGGUUUUUUAAGAGCCUGGAGACGAGAAAGUGGACUACAUCCCCGGACUUCCUUCAACAAGGGUAGCUGAUCUGAAAGAAGUUUUGCAUCUCUUCUUCACUUCCGUCUACAACCUCGAAGCUCAAGUCAUGAUAGACAAAUUAA
This is a messenger RNA of Pistacia vera, 625 nucleotides long. RefSeq names its product UDP-glycosyltransferase 87A1-like. The transcript has 2 exons. The record is from RefSeq and is a predicted model, not a curated record. The coding region runs from base 185 to 478 and encodes 97 amino acids. Lineage: Eukaryota; Viridiplantae; Streptophyta; Magnoliopsida; Sapindales; Anacardiaceae.